This is a messenger RNA of Canis lupus familiaris (dog), 1590 nucleotides long. It is a transcript of the gene MITF, whose product is annotated as melanocyte inducing transcription factor. Gene Ontology annotation, biological process: regulation of transcription by RNA polymerase II; melanocyte differentiation. Gene Ontology annotation, molecular function: RNA polymerase II cis-regulatory region sequence-specific DNA binding; DNA-binding transcription factor activity, RNA polymerase II-specific; protein dimerization activity. Gene Ontology annotation, cellular component: nucleus. NCBI's taxonomy places the organism in Eukaryota, Metazoa, Chordata, Mammalia, Carnivora, Canidae. The record is from RefSeq and is marked provisional.
GGUGGUGUCUCGGGAUACCUUGUUUAUAGUGCCUUCUCUAUGCCAGUCAGUCUUCGAAUCGGAAUUACAGAAAGUAGAGAGAGUGAAUAGUCUACCGUUUCUCAUUGGAUUGGGGCCACCUAAAACGUUGUUAUGCUGGAAAUGCUAGAAUAUAAUCACUAUCAGGUGCAGACCCACCUCGAAAACCCCACCAAGUACCACAUACAGCAAGCCCAAAGGCAGCAGGUAAAGCAGUACCUUUCUACCACUUUAGCAAAUAAACAUGCCAACCAAGUCCUGAGCUUGCCAUGUCCAAACCAGCCUGGCGAUCAUGUCAUGCCACCAGUGCCGGGGAGCAGCGCACCCAACAGCCCCAUGGCUAUGCUCACACUUAACUCCAACUGUGAAAAAGAGGGAUUUUAUAAGUUUGAAGAGCAAAACAGGGCGGAAAGUGAAUGCCCAACCAUGAACACGCAUUCACGAGCAUCGUGCAUGCAGAUGGAUGAUGUAAUUGAUGACAUCAUUAGCCUAGAAUCAAGUUAUAAUGAAGAAAUCCUGGGAUUGAUGGAUCCUGCUUUGCAAAUGGCAAAUACGUUACCUGUCUCUGGAAAUCUGAUUGAUCUUUAUGGCAACCAAGGCCUGCCUCCCCCAGGCCUCACCAUCAGCAACUCCUGUCCAGCCAACCUUCCCAACAUAAAAAGGGAGCUCACAGCGUGUAUUUUUCCCACAGAAUCUGAAGCGAGAGCAUUGGCUAAAGAGAGGCAAAAAAAGGACAAUCACAACUUGAUUGAACGAAGACGACGAUUUAACAUAAAUGACCGCAUUAAAGAACUAGGUACUUUGAUUCCCAAGUCAAAUGAUCCAGACAUGCGUUGGAACAAGGGAACCAUCUUAAAAGCAUCUGUGGACUAUAUCCGAAAGUUGCAACGAGAACAGCAACGUGCAAAAGAACUUGAAAAUCGACAGAAGAAAUUGGAGCACGCCAACCGGCAUUUGUUGCUCAGAAUACAGGAACUUGAAAUGCAGGCUCGAGCUCAUGGACUUUCACUUAUUCCAUCCACGGGCCUCUGCUCUCCAGACUUGGUGAAUCGGAUCAUCAAGCAGGAACCCACUCUUGAGAACUGCAACCAAGACCUCCUUCAGCAUCAUGCAGACCUACCUUGUACGACGACGCUUGAUCUCACAGAUGGCAGCAUCACCUUCAACAACAACCUUGGAGCCGGGACCGAGAGUAGCCAAGCCUAUAGCGUCCCCACGAAAAUGGGAUCCAAACUGGAAGACAUCCUGAUGGAUGACACUCUUUCUCCCGUUGGUGUAACUGACCCACUCCUUUCAUCAGUGUCCCCUGGAGCUUCCAAAACAAGCAGCCGAAGGAGCAGCAUGAGCAUGGAAGAAACCGAUCAUGCUUGUUAGCAGGCCCUCCCUGCUCUGCGCUUUCAAAAACUGCUUCCUUUCUUGAUUCGUAGGUUUCAUAAUUUACCUGAAGGGGUUUUCUUGAUAAUUUUCCUUUAAUAUGAAAUUUUUUUUCAUGCUUUACCAAUAGCCCAGGAUAUAUUUUAUUUUUAGAAUUUUGUGAAACAGACUUGUAUAUUCUAUUUUACAACUACAAAU